ACUUCCGCUGUCCCGCGGAGGGCGGGGGGAGCGAACUGUUGUGGUGCGGCGCGUUCGGCUGGCGGCGGCCAGGCGGCCCAGGGGCUGCCGCGGGACUCGGGGAGCAGCCCAGUGGCUGCAGGGGUGGAGUGGGCCGGACGAGCCGCGGGGCCCGGGCGCCGCGGGUUCGAGGCCGGGCCCCGCGCGAGGAGGCCGCGCCACCCCGGGGGAGCUGCCCGGCAGCGAGUUUGCCCCGCAGCCGAAAGAAGGCGGGAGCCGGCGGGGGCCUUCGAAACCCCCUGGCAACGUGGGCCCGGAGUCCUUGGGGAGCGGCUGCUUCCCGGGACGCUCUCCCGGACGCCCCUGCGGCAGGGUUACGGUUCUGGGCCCCCGGCAGAAGGCGCCUCCGGGUGACCCCCGGCGGGGCCCUGCGAGCCGUGGGAGCCGACCCCGGGGCCUCGAGCGGGGAGGAAGGGGGCUUCCGGAGGCGGAGGGCCGGGGGCCGAGGGAGCCGGGCCUCUCGGUCGCGGGGCAGCGCAGCGCCCGGGCUGGAGACGGACUCUGGGACCCUCGGGUGCGGGGGUCUCAGCGACCUGCCCCGCGGCGAGCGCGGCUGCGGAGUGGCCUACCGGGGACCCUCCCCCAGAGGAACCGGCCCGGGGCAGGGAGAUGAACGGCUUCAGCACGGAGGAGGACAGCCGCGAAGGGCCCCCCGCCGCCCCCGCCGCCGCCCCGGGCUACGGCCAGAGCUGCUGCCUCAUCGAGGACGGCGAGCGCUGCGUCCGGCCCGCGGGCAACGCCUCCUUCAGCAAGAGGGUCCAGAAGAGCAUCUCGCAGAAGAAACUCAAGCUGGACAUCGACAAGAGCGUAAGACACCUGUAUAUCUGUGAUUUUCACAAAAAUUUCAUCCAGAGUGUCCGAAAUAAAAGGAAGAGGAAGACAAGUGAUGAUGGUGGAGAUUCUCCCGAGCACGACACUGACAUUCCUGAGGUCGAUCUGUUCCAGCUGCAGGUGAAUACCCUACGACGUUAUAAACGACACUACAAGUUGCAGACCAGACCGGGCUUCAAUAAGGCCCAGUUAGCAGAAACUGUGAGUCGACACUUCAGGAACAUACCUGUGAAUGAAAAAGAGACCCUUGCCUACUUCAUCUACAUGGUGAAGAGUAACAAGAGUAGACUGGACCAGAAAUCGGAGGGAGGCAAGCAGCUUGAGUGAGGAUGAAGCACAUCUUAAAGGAAUGAAGUGUAAUGCUUGAUGCACAGGUGAUAAUCUGCUACAUUUAAGCCCAUAAAGACUGUUAAAUAUUAUUGUAAAUAAAAAAGUUUGAAUGAUGGAUACUGUAAAUCUUUUUGGUCAGGAGGAUUAUAUUCUCAUGAUUUAGCAUGUGUAUAGAAAGACUGUCUUUUAAAAUAACUGGACUAAGAAAACAGGAUCAUUAAAAGAAUUAAAAACUAUGUUAUUUCAGCAUUCAGCAAAGCAUUAAGUCAAUUCUACUGGAAAUGUCUUUGGUAAUCACCUUAUCCACCAGGCUGCCACGUGUGAGCUGUAGCUUGGAAUAGCAGCAAAGUGCAAUUGACAGUGGAAGUGCAUGAGCAGACAGAAGUCUGGACUUGCAUGCUGCCCGCUGGCGUUAGAGCUAUCCCGCCAGCUUCGUUGCAAGCUUUGUCGUUUAUCAGCAGAUCAGCUUGACACUGGUCCCCCUCUCACCCUGUGCCUUGUACACAGGCACUCAAUCAGUAUGUAUUGGCUAAUUGAGCUGUCACUAACAGUGCCAGCCUUGUAACGUCUGCUUCACACCUCAUUGCUGAGACCUCUGCCAUUUCUGUUGCUCACCACCUCACUGCUAGAACGUGGAGGAAACCCUGAUGCACCGACAGGGAUUUCAGGACAGUUGCAUGUGCAAAACUGUAUUUGUUGAGGUUCCAGAAACAGUGAUGUAGAGACCCUCACAGAAGAUGUGGUCCCUUAUGUACCCCACUGUGCUUCACUCUUUGGGGUACAGUUGGAUAUUAGGACUUCAGCCAAGCAAUAAAUGCAUUGACACACUGACAUUUAGUGGUUUUUGGCAAGUGUUUUCAGAAGUAUUCAUCCUAAGUUCACAACCACCAUGCAAGCUGCCAGGGGCCAUGUGAUUCCCGCCCGAAAGUCCAGCUUAGGAUUGAAAGUCUGGCUGGCCUUGACUCCCUGGGCUCUGGUCAUCAGCAAAUCAUGAGUUUGGGCAACAAAGGUCAAUUCCAUCUGAUGCUCAUUUUUGUGAACAAUUUGCCUCCAUCCCUCUUAGGGAGAAAGAUUGCUAAAAUAAUUUUUGGAAAUACCUAAUUUGUUGUUCAAAAAGUUGAACUGCUCAAGCUGAUUAUAUCAGAGCCAAAGUAUCCUGUGAAAACAAAGCUUUAUAUCCAAAAACAUGUUUUUGCAAAAUUCUCUAAAUCAGUGUAAAGGAGGACAAGAGGGUGUGAGGUAGGAGGGUGGGAGAAAGAGAAGAAAAGGAUUUAGAUUCCAAUUUAUGACCGUCUUGACAUAUGGUCAAAGGUGUCAUUUUCCUAGUCAGUUUCAAUUCUGAGUUAUUUCUUAAGCCUUAAAUAAUAAAAAGAACAAUGGACACCCUGGCCUGGCAGAGAGUUUCACAGAUGGCUUAAUCUGAGCACCACCUCAGUCAGAACUAAACCCCUUACUGAGCACGGUGGCAGAGUGUCCAAAGGUCUCAGUUCUGUGUAGCAGAGUACCAUGCUUUCUGUGGAAUAGGGACAGGGUCACCACUCCCACCAAAAUGCAGCAUAUUCCAUUGCAGCAAAGCUUUUGUGUUCAAAAUGCAUGUCAAGCAGAUUGCAGCCUUUUAAAUUAAAUAUGUAUAAAUGAGUGUAUAUAGAAUAUGCUCUGGACUGGAGAGGAUCCUAUUUUGGUGUGCCUCCUGGCUGUGGAUGGCAUGUUCCAGUGCUCUGUGAGUGUUUUCAGUCAUUCAUAUUCACUGUGUGCUUGGAGAUUCUCUCCCCACUUACAGCUGAAGGAUGUUGAUACAGGUAUCAAGAAGACUCCAGGGGCUAGAGUUGAGGGGCACAUGGGGCCUGCAGGUUAAGGCGUCAUUAACUUGCUUCAUGGAAGUGUCCAUGUCUUAAUGAGUAAAAAAGUGUAUUUUUCUGAUAUGUAAACCAGAAUUGUGAGCAUGUAGGUCACAUCCCUAUUUCUUUAGCAGCAAAUCUGUUUUCCCAGUUGAGAGAGACAAUAGCUUCUGCACAAGAAUAUGUGGUGGUAGGAUCCAUCUGUUCAAGCAUGUCUGAAAGAAUCUUUGUUCCAAAUCUAAACCUGGGGAAAUAUUUCACCUUCAGCCAGAUGCCGUGUUGUUGUCUUUCCUCUAAGGAGAGGUGCUUGUGGAAAGUGGAGGUUGUGGUCAUCCUUUCAACCUUUUAAAACACUUCAGGUAAGAGAAAAGACAAAAUUAUUUGAACCUAUGUUUUUCUUACGUGCAGAAAUCUGUUCUUUCAUCAAACCACUAAACCACCUGCCUUAGCCUCUUCUGCAGUUUCUGGUGGCUUUAUCUUUGGGCAAAGGACUCCUGCCUGUGAGAAGUGGCCAGGCCCUCCAGAGCAACGAGGUCUGGCUUCAGGGAGCAGUGGGGUGUGGGGAAAGCAGUGCUCAUCUUGGCUGCUGCAUUUUUACACCACCCAUCAAGGACUCGAGCUUCUCUCCACCUGUGACGUAGCAACAUUGCCUUCUUUCCUGUUGGUGCUCCUGGGCAAAACUGGAAUUUGAAAUCCAGAACUGGCAUUGUCUUCUUAAAGAGUAUGGUUCCUGCCUCAGUUCCAGCCUGGUGUGGGUCUUUGAUAUGCCCUCAGGGUUCUCACAUGGAACCAUCAAUAGCCUACCGUUCAUGUCGUUUUAAGAUUUUUAAAAACCAAUGGACAAACUUCUUACUUCAAGGAACAGGUUGGCAAUAGCAUGUAAAAAAGAUCAUAGCUGAAUCUCAUAAAAGAUUGAAAACCAAAGGAUUCAAGACCAGUGUUGUAAAAUGAAGAGAAAUAUUACUACGUGUGUGUUACAGCUGCCAAGUCGUUAGAUGUUCCUGUCAUAGCUAAAUAGUCACUGCUAGCCUUUCAGAGAACAGAUAGUAACAGUUGUUUGCAGCUGCAGUGUUGCAUCUAAUUUUGGUGUUUUGGCUCUUUAUUUUGUGGGAGUUUUUUUGUUAGUAUCCUGCAGGGCAGUUGCCUGGUGGAAGGGAAGGGGUGGGAGAAGGAACUUACUCUGGAGGCCUUGCCUAUUGAGGGAGGCUAUACCUGGUGUAGAUCCCAGAGCAGUGCUUCAUGGAAGUCAUCCAAAGGCACUGUCCAUCGUUACAAUGACAAAAUCUCAAAAGUUGAGAAAGAGCUGUUAAAUCACCCAAUCUAGGCUCCACGUAGGUGCUGACAUUCUGCCUACAGCUGCCCCACCAAGGAGUUGAGCAGUCUGGACUUAAACACCUCCGAAGACAGAGAACCCACUACCUCCCGGAGAAGCCUGUGCUUUGUAAACCUCUGGCUUUCUAUGUUCUCCGUAAUUUCCAUCUUAGUCUCUGCCCCAUGGGGGCCACCUGGGACAAGUCAUUUUUGGCAAAGCACCUAAUUGCUGGCACUGUUCCAGGGCAUAGCGUUUGCCUUUUGGAAAUAAGCAGUGCUAGGACAUGGACACUUUGGUGUCCUGUCCUUACCCCUGAGUAUCAGUCCACUCAGUUGCUUGUUGGAGAAUACUGAGAAAACCUUACUGGCUGGCUUAUGCUCACUUGUUCUUGCCAGAGCAGUGCGGGGACGAGAGGGGGAUGAGAUGUUAGCAGCCUGCUAAAACUCAAGACAGAUGAAGACUCAGUUCUGUACCUGCCCCACACAAACGGAUGCUCACAGCAUCAGGAAAAAGUUCAGCUGGAAGAUUUAUAACUUUAUUGCUUUCCACGAAGUUGAAAGUUCUCAUGGUUGCCCAGGGCUUGUACCUUAGACUCCUGUACGGACUUCACACACUGUUUUUACUGGGAAAACAAAGUCUCCGUGUCAGAAAAGUGCUAUUAUUUUCAAGGUGGAAAGACCUUUAAGCUUGCUGUUGUCCAGUCAUCCAUUUUUAGAGAUGGGAAACUAAAACUCCAAAAGAUGUGCCUGAGGUCAUAUGGCAUUACCAGAACAAACCUUGAGCCCUCUUGACCUGUCUAGCAUUCUUUCUGACUUACAGGAUGACUCUAAUUCACUCUAAAUCAGCUGCCCUCAGAUUCCUGAGAACUUAUAAUUGAGCAGAAAUUCCCAAGGCCAACCUGGCUCUCAGGGACUAACCUGCAGAAAGAUUGAGUGGAAUGAUCCGGCCAGUUAGGUUUAACAAAAUGAGUGGUUAGGGAAAAUAGAUCUAGCCUGUAAUUUAAAACCAGGGUUCAAAAGCUCUACUGGGAAAUGUAGUAUUGCCCUGGCAUUUAAAUCGUCAUGAAAUGGGCUUGAUCUGUGAUCUCUUGGUCAGAUCUGCCUUCCAGAUGAUCCUCUGAGGUUGUAUAAUGCAGCUGGCCCUAGCUCCUGGUCCCCGUUACUGAGCUGGACCAUCAAACUGAAGGUCAGAUGAGCUCAAGAGCAUGCCUUGGGAAGCAUGGUGCUUUAGGGGUGCCUUUUUAUUCCUUUCAUUGUAUUAUAGACUGUUUCCAAGUUUAUGGUUAAGAAUGGUAAAUUGGGUUUGGUGAUUUGAGGUAGAAUCCAGCCUGGGGCAAGAUAUGAACUUUUCUUGAGGUAGAAAUGUCUACAGUCAAUUGUUUUACCUAGCUUGCAUCUUAAACACAAACCCAUCAGUUGCUUUCACUUAAUGAACACAUUUGCCAAUGAUAGAGGGUUGUACAGGAUCCCUCUUUUACAUUUCUAUUGUCUGCUGUGCUCAUCAGAGUAUAUUUUGGGGUAUGAGGUUUUGGGGUUUUUUUUCCCCCUCCAUUUUGUAACUGCCUUAUUGAAAAGUAAGUGCCCUUCCAUUCCAGGCCUCCUCAUAUUAUACUUGUUUUCUGCCAAAUCUGGGGGAUCAUUUGUAUUUUAACUUUGUAAUCUAUGGCUCUGUACUGUUGAAAGGCUCUCAAGUCUAUGGGGUCUCCUUAGUAUGUAUGUGACUUUUCAUGUUGCAAUAUCACACAGAUGGGAUGGCCCAACUUUUGCUCUUAAUAAACAAUCCGAAUGAGUAAGAGA
Molecule: messenger RNA, 6146 nt
Organism: Saimiri boliviensis boliviensis (Bolivian squirrel monkey)
Lineage: Eukaryota; Metazoa; Chordata; Mammalia; Primates; Cebidae
Gene: SAP30L
Product: SAP30 like
Biological process (GO): regulation of DNA-templated transcription
Cellular component (GO): histone deacetylase complex
Molecular function (GO): protein binding; transcription coregulator activity
Source: RefSeq, a predicted model, not a curated record